Molecule: messenger RNA, 338 nt
Organism: Rotaria sp. Silwood1
Lineage: Eukaryota; Metazoa; Rotifera; Eurotatoria; Philodinida; Philodinidae
Source: the annotation of a GenBank genome assembly
AUGAGUACAGAAAACUUUCGUUUUUACAUCAAAACCCGUACUGCACUUAAUAUUCAAGCAAGAAUUAUUCAUGAUGAAUUGUAUUCUGUUUAUGGUGAUCAAGCUCCUUCUCUUAGAACAGUGGAAAGAUGGUCCAAGUUAUUUCAUGAUGGUCGAGAAGAACUUGAAGAUACAGCACGACCUGGUAGACCUAUCACUGAAACAACAUCUGAAAACAUCGAACAGAUUCGUCAGCUUAUCGAUAAUGAUCCUUAUCUUACAAUAGAAGAGUUACAAGAGCAAACUGAUUUAAGUUACGGUACGAUUCAUCGAAUCAUCACCAAUCAUUUAAACCUUAG